ACAAGAACGGGUAAAGGCGAGAAACCGACCCAAAAUACCUCGACUAUAAAGACCAAAACAGAAAACCCUAACUUCUUCUCUGACCUUUCCCACACAGUUGCACGCACAGAGCAGAGAGCUCCAGCCGCGGCGUGAGCUAGAGCAAAUCAGCAUGAAGUUCAACAUCGCGAAUCCUACUACUGGAUGCCAGAAGAAGCUCGAGAUCGAUGACGAUCAGAAGUUACGAGCAUUUUUUGACAAGAGGAUCUCACAGGAGGUCAGUGGAGAUUCUCUGGGUGAGGAGUUCAAGGGCUAUGUUUUUAAAAUCAUGGGAGGCUGUGACAAGCAAGGAUUUCCCAUGAAGCAGGGAGUGCUAACUUCUGGUCGUGUCCGUCUGUUGCUGCACAGAGGUACCCCAUGCUUCCGUGGAUAUGGAAGACGCAAUGGAGAGCGCAGGAGAAAAUCUGUCCGUGGGUGUAUUGUUAGUCAUGACCUUUCUGUUUUGAACUUGGUUAUAGUGAAGAAGGGCGAAAAUGAUUUGCCUGGGUUGACUGACACUGAAAAACCUAGGAUGAGGGGUCCUAAGAGGGCAUCCAAGAUCCGGAAGCUUUUUAAUCUCUCCAAGGAGGAUGAUGUCCGCAAGUAUGUGAACACAUACCGUAGAACCUUCACAACAAAAUCUGGGAAGAAAGUGAGUAAGGCUCCAAAGAUACAGAGGCUUGUAACUCCAUUGACCCUUCAGAGGAAGCGUGCGAGGAUUGGUGAGAAAAAGAAGAGAAUUGCUAAGGCCAAGGCUGAGGCAGCCGAGUACCAGAGACUUCUGGCCACCAGAUUGAAGGAGCAGCGGGAGCGCCGCAGCGAGAGCUUGGCAAAGAGGAGAUCUAAGCUUUCUGCUGCUUCCAAACCAUCUGUUGUUGCAUAGACUGGCAGUUAAGUUUUGGUGAAUUUCUCACCACUAAAGGUUUUGGUAGUGUCAUAAUUUACCCGGGUGGCUGUGCAUUCCCCUUUUAUCAAACGUUGAGAGUGUGUUUUGUUAUUUAUGCUUUUUAUAAGUUUGACAUUCUAGCUAGCAUUACAUUGUGGGUUAUAUAGUUUGCUACUAUGAUCGCACGCUGCUACUAAAUAUAUACUUAUCUAUAUUUAAACUUUUUCCUUU
Messenger RNA from Hevea brasiliensis (rubber tree), 1135 nucleotides. Its product is annotated as 40S ribosomal protein S6. Lineage: Eukaryota; Viridiplantae; Streptophyta; Magnoliopsida; Malpighiales; Euphorbiaceae. The transcript is spliced from 6 exons. The record is from RefSeq and is a predicted model, not a curated record. Gene Ontology annotation, molecular function: structural constituent of ribosome. Gene Ontology annotation, biological process: translation. Bases 152 to 901 code for a protein of 249 amino acids. Gene Ontology annotation, cellular component: ribosome.